Messenger RNA from Solanum dulcamara, 1781 nucleotides. RefSeq names its product transcription repressor KAN1-like. Bases 280 to 1650 code for a protein of 456 amino acids. Gene Ontology annotation, cellular component: nucleus. The transcript is spliced from 6 exons. Lineage: Eukaryota; Viridiplantae; Streptophyta; Magnoliopsida; Solanales; Solanaceae. Gene Ontology annotation, molecular function: transcription cis-regulatory region binding. The record is from RefSeq and is a predicted model, not a curated record. Gene Ontology annotation, biological process: abaxial cell fate specification; regulation of DNA-templated transcription.
UCCACCCAAAAUCAAACUUGAAGUUUGUCCAUCUUUUUCUUUCUUUUUUUUCUUCCCUUUUUCUGCAUCUCUUGUUAGUGUUUUUGUGCAACUUUUUGCUCUAUUCUCUAGGCAUAUUAUUAUCAUAAAUUUGGGGUUUUGGUGUUAAAGUUAAAGCUCCCCUAAAGCAACAACAACAACAAGAAAGAAGAAAAAGUCACUAUUUUAGAAAAAUUAAAGAAAACAUUCUUGAAAUCUUGUUGUUUUUGUUUUAGAGAUUUUCUUUAAAAAUCCAUAAACAUGCCCUUAGAAGGGGUUUUCAUUGAAACCCCAUCUUCUUCUACAAAGCCAAUUCCUGAUCUUUCUCUCAACAUUAGCCCUCCUAAUAGUUUAGACCUUUCCGGUCGUCGAUGUGUUAGUGAAGUGGGUAAAAAUCAUGAGAGAUUAUUAUCAGAGUUCAGUAAGACAGGAAAUUGUCUUACUGAACUCUCGUUAGCUCAUCCCACUAACACUACCACCACUACCGCAACCGUCACCAACGCCAGCAUCAAUGAUGACAUGACAACAAGAAGGGGUUUUUUAGACCACCUACCAAGAAACCCUUAUUACAACAACCAUCACCAUCAUCAUCAACACCAUCACCAGAGUCAAAAUUAUAGCCAUAUAAUGCAACCAAUGAACCAAAUAAAUCAUGGGGUUUCUUCUUUAGAUGUAUCGGACGGUUUACGCCCUAUCAAAGGCAUCCCCGUGUACAAUCACAACCGUUCAUUUCCUUUCUUGGCCACUAAUUUGGACAAGGAGAAAGAUCCAAAGAUGUGUUUUUACCCAUCAUCAUCUCCUCCUUCUUCUUCUUCUCCUUCUUCGUCUUCGCCUUAUUUCAAUAGUAGGUUUAAUGGGAUAUCAUCACCGUCUUAUCAUCACGUGCCACAUCAUCAUCCUCUCCAAUAUCAUCAUCAUCAUAGUCAAUAUGGUCAUGUUGGAGGAUUAGGACAUUCUCAUCAUGAAAAUAUUGCAAAUUCUCAUAGUUUGAUGAGAUCAAGAUUUUUACCAAAACUUCCAGCUAAAAGAAGUAUGAGAGCACCAAGAAUGAGAUGGACUAGUACACUUCAUGCUAGAUUUGUUCAUGCUGUGGAACUUCUUGGUGGACAUGAAAGGGCAACACCAAAAUCAGUGUUGGAGCUAAUGGAUGUGAAAGAUCUUACUCUAGCUCAUGUCAAAAGCCAUUUACAGAUGUAUCGCACUGUUAAAACUACUGACAAACCAGCAGUUUCCUCUGGGCAAUCAGAUGGAUCAGGAGAAGAUGAUCUCACAACAAUAGGGAGUACCGGUGGCGGUGACCGGGCGGGUCUUUGCCGGUUUAUGGAUCAGAGAGGAGGAUCCGAUGGAUCUUUACAACCCGACCCCGAUUACCCGUCUACUACAACCUCUACUCUUUGGAGUAACUCUUCAAGCAGUAGAGAAGGAUGGUUGCAAGCUAACUCCAAUGAUGCAAAUGGCCUGAUGAGAUCACAUAGUUUUCCAUCUCAACAAAGAUCAGGUCACCAAAUAGAGGAAUGUAAUUCAUCAAGGCCAAAAAGCUACAAUAUAGGUUCUAAUUUGGAUCAUCAAAAAAAUCCAAGCUUGGAAUUCACAUUAGGAAGACCAGAUUGGAUUGAAAAGGAUCAUGAAUGAAGCUAAGAUACGACUCGUUCGGAUCAAAGCAUGGGCAUCUGUUAUUAAGAUGUUAUUAAGAUGGAGCAAUACUAAAUCGAUGAAUAUAUCAUUUUAAUUAAUUAAUUUGAUCUUGAUUUAGUUGAUCAUUA